AUGACGUGUCUCAUAAUCCCGAACGGAAGGAAAGGCACGCUAACUAAUGCAGACGGGCGUGAUUUGGUUGGAAUAGCCCAGACUGGAUCAGGGAAGACUCUUGCUUAUGUCCUGCCAGCCACAGUACACAUCAACAACCAGAAAAGGUUGUCUCGUGGUGAUGGUCCUAUUGUCCUUAUUCUUGCUCCUACACGAGAAUUGGCCCAGCAGAUACAGACAGUGGCCAGAGAUUUUGGGACAUCAACAUUGAUCCGUAAUACGUGCAUCUUUGGAGGAGCCCCAAAGGGACCACAAGCUCGUGAUCUGGAGAGAGGAGUGGAGAUAGUGAUUGCCACACCUGGUCGUCUCAUAGACUUUCUGGAGAGGGGAAUUACAAACUUGCGGCGUUGUACGUACUUAGUGCUUGAUGAAGCAGAUCGCAUGUUAGACAUGGGAUUUGAACCACAGAUUCGAAAAAUAAUUGAACAGAUCAGACCAGAUCGCCAGGUAUUGAUGUGGUCAGCUACAUGGCCUAAAGAGGUGCAGGCAUUAGCAGAAGACUUCCUUACAGAUUAUAUACAGAUAAAUAUUGGUUCAUUGACACUUGCUGCCAACCAUAACAUUAUGCAGAUUAUUGACGUUUGCCAGGAGCAUGAAAAGGAAACAAAACUGUCACAGCCUGAAAGAGAUUAUGUGUUAACAGAGUUACAGUCCACAGAAUGGAAGACCAUAUAA
Molecule: messenger RNA, 714 nt
Organism: Schistocerca cancellata (South American locust)
Lineage: Eukaryota; Metazoa; Arthropoda; Insecta; Orthoptera; Acrididae
Product: probable ATP-dependent RNA helicase DDX17
Exons: 2
Coding region: 1-714 (237 amino acids)
Cellular component (GO): ribonucleoprotein complex; cytoplasm; nucleus
Molecular function (GO): ATP binding; RNA binding; RNA helicase activity
Source: RefSeq, a predicted model, not a curated record